AUGGAGAGCUUGGGAACGGGCGAUCUUCUCGCCCACGGUCCACCGCCGGAUGCGUCCCAGACUUCAACCCUCGAAUCCCCAACGGAGCCUCUAUCAGCGCAGUCACACAGUCUUUCUCGCUCCUCAUCGCUCUCACGGAAUAAACAAUCAUCUCUACCAAAGUCCAAUCCUGCAACACGACAUGCCAAACGCUUGACCUUGAACCUCCCCAUCCAUUUCCCUCUGAAUCAGUCCCCAGCCGCAAACCCCGAUAGCGCUGUUGCGUCGCCGGGAUCCAUGACCCCCGUCACACAGUCGUCAACCCGCCCGUCUACCGGGCUCCCCCCUCUCCCCACUGGGACCCCCAUCCCAUUCGAUCUUCAAGAUGAUGGCUACGAUUUUCUGCAUGCCAUCGCUUGUCAGGAACGGAAGGUGAUGGAGCUCCGCGAGGAGCUCCAGCAGGCGGAGGCCGACCUGUCAACCAUUAAGAAACAAUGGGCGCUGUCGGAGAAGUCAAGGAAACGUACAGAGAUCAGUCAUCAUGCUGAACCCUUGCUUCCACUUCGUUCUCCCGAUCCGAGUGGGGUAGAGGUCUCGAGUCCAAGCUCGCACCGUCGGGAACAAAGCUUGAGUUCCGUCGCUAGCUCGGCCAUAUCUCAAGAGCGACUCAGCCGGGAGCUGGAUAGGCGGAAUAGUAUACGUGCCCCUCCUACAGUACCUACUGGCACAACCAUAUCGUCCAAUGGUCGGCGCGUCUUCCAAGGCUCUCAUGCACGCACAUUAUCCCUUCUUUCCCCUGUCACUGCCUCCUCUGGUCUGAGUCCCGGUUUGCCAGAUCCUGAACGUGUGGGUCGCACACCGCGGUCAGCUACUCUACCAUCGGUCGAACGUCUCACUACUGGCCCGAGCAUGGUAGCACCAAUCGACGAGAGUCAGGUGCCGGAACACCUGCUUGCACAGUGGCGGAAGACCCUGCCUCCACCAUCUCGGGAGGCGCUUAUGCGGACUGGCAAACAAAUGGCUUCGGAUCUGCGUGAGGGCCUGUGGACCUUUCUGGAGGAUAUUCGACAAGCUACAGUGGGCGAGGAAGGUAUAAACGGAACCGAAUCCCGAACGAUGUCAUCGCCGAAUUCGCUAGCGCCACCGAACACGCGGAAACGAGAUUCGCUAGCCAAAUCACGGAGCCGAGAGCGGCUGUCAGUUGCGGGGGACAAGUCACGAUCAUCAUCGUCUUCGUCGCGGGGUAGGGGACCAGCGGCUGAGCCAACAUCCGGUAAAGACUCCAAGCCGGCGGAUAUCGCCUCUUCGUUCUGGCAUGAAUUUGGCGUUGAUUCACCAGCGCAGAAGGCCCCCGGCGCUCGUCGCAGCCCAUCCGACAACAAAACCGGCACCACGACCCCGCAGGGCGAGAAAGAAACCGAGCGCCUCGGUCGCCACUCCGGCAGUCCAGUCAACGUGGAGGAUGAUACGGCCGAUAAUUGGGAUGUCUGGGAAUCCCCACUAUCCGUGAAGAAAGUGGCACAUACACCCUCAUCUAGUCGGUCGACGGUCGAGUCGAAGCCUGACCAGUCACCCACAACGCAGGGUAGUAGUCCACGAACGAGUGCAAGCUUUGGCGAGUGGAAUCCCAAUUCCGCCGCUCCUGAUCCCAUUGUCACCGAAGGUAUCCCCUGGCCUGUCAUCACCAAGCUGGCACCCUCCAAACUUCAGCGCACUGCCUCGAAUCUGAUGGCUGAGUGGGAGCGCAGUCUUUCGCCGUCCCCGGAACGAAAGGACUCCGGCAAAAGUAGCAAGAAGGACUGA
Molecule: messenger RNA, 1782 nt
Organism: Penicillium odoratum
Lineage: Eukaryota; Fungi; Ascomycota; Eurotiomycetes; Eurotiales; Aspergillaceae
Product: DUF4048 domain-containing protein
Exons: 2
Coding region: 1-1782 (593 amino acids)
Source: RefSeq, a predicted model, not a curated record